AUGCAUUUUUCCACCUUCCUGAUUGCCGCGAUCGCUUUGUGUGCGACGUCUGCGUCCGGUAAAUGUUUCCAAACCGGAAAGAAUUGGGGCGACCAUGCGGAGGCCAAGAAACAGCUGGCCAACGCUUGUAACGAGUUAAAAGGAACCUACCACCCACGUCAAAUCGCUGCACGCUGCCGUUAUAACUCUCCUGGGCAAGUGAGUUACAUUUUCGAGAUAGAAAAUUACAACAGCGGGGACGCACAAAUUCCGCAAGACGAGUGUGAGAGAAACCUAGGGGCUCAGAUCGAUAACUGCGGUCAUGGCGGUGAAGCAACACACGCGGGUGUGCGAUUCAGGGCCGACCCGAACAAGGGGAGCUGCUAG
Molecule: messenger RNA, 366 nt
Organism: Endocarpon pusillum Z07020
Lineage: Eukaryota; Fungi; Ascomycota; Eurotiomycetes; Verrucariales; Verrucariaceae
Exons: 2
Coding region: 1-366 (121 amino acids)
Source: RefSeq, a predicted model, not a curated record